AUGGAGUUUUACGACGAAGACAAACCAAGAUUCGUCUUCCAGUCACGUCCUUCCUCUUCUCGCAAAACGGAAGUCGACGACGACGAUCCCAAAACCCCUAACAAGAUCUCCAUCUCAAUCUCCUUUUUGAAGAAUAGGAAAGCUUCUUUGGAUCCUAGAUUGGCUGAAGAAGAAGAAGAAGAUGCUGGAGGUGAUGGCGAGGGUUGGAGUAAUGGAGAAGACAUUGCAUUGCUUAAUGCUCUUAAGGCUUUUCCGAAGGAGGCAGCUAUGAGAUGGGAGAAGGUUGCAGCUGCUGUGCCUGGGAAGACGAAGGCGGCUUGUAUGAAGAGAGUUACUCAGCUUAAGAAAGGGUUUAGGAGCUCCAAGUCUGGUGCUAAUUAG
Messenger RNA from Eruca vesicaria subsp. sativa (arugula), 381 nucleotides. The record is from the annotation of a GenBank genome assembly. Lineage: Eukaryota; Viridiplantae; Streptophyta; Magnoliopsida; Brassicales; Brassicaceae.